AUGGCGCGCAUUUUCUCCCUAGCAAGUCCAGUACCUGCGGCUUAUCAGGAAGGCAAAAAGCAUGGCGAUCAAGUCAAAUUCCCAGAUACUCCGUUUUUCAAGGGCUUUAACAAGCCAUCCCGACUCGAGGCAGACAUUUUUGAGCUAGAAACUACUGGCACAAUUCCAAAAGAUAUCAAUGGCACUUUCUUUCGCAUACAGCCGGACCACCGCUUUCCGCCUCUUUUUGAAGAAGAUAUACAUUUCAAUGGUGAUGGCUCUGUAUCUGCCUUUCGGUUCGAAAAUGGCCAUGUUGACUUUCGACAACGAUAUGUACAUACAGAUCGUUUCAAAGCAGAGACAAAAGCCCGGCGCGCAUUGCUCGGUCGGUACAGGAACCCUUAUACCGACAACGAAAUGGUAAAGGGCAUCAUAAGAACCGCGUCAAAUACCAACGUAAUCUUUUGGCGGGGUGUUCUUCUUGCAAUGAAGGAAGACGGUCCACCAUUCGCCAUGGAUCCAGUCACUCUCGAAACAAUCGGCCGCUACGACUUUGACGGCCAAGUGCAAUCUCCCACGUUUACCGCACAUCCCAAGUUCGAUCCAGACACUGGAGAAAUGGUUUGCUACGGCUAUCAAGCCGGAGGCAACGGCUACGACGCUAGCUGUGACAUCGUCGUCUACACGAUCGACAAAGACGGGAAGAAGACAGAAGAGUGCUGGUACAAAGCACCCUUCUCCGGCAUGAUCCACGACUGUGCCAUCACAAAGAACUACCUAGUCUUCCCCUUAACUCCCAUCAAAGUCAGCGAAGACCGACUCAAAAAAGGCGGAAACCACUUUGCCUGGGACCCGAAUGAAGACCAAUGGUACGGCAUCGUCCCACGUCGAAACGGCAAACCCGACGACAUCAUCUGGCUCCGCGCAGACAACGGCUUCCACGGCCACAUAGCCGGCUCCUACGAAACCCCCGAUGGCAAUAUAGUAGUCGACCUAACCAUAGCCUCCGACAACGUCUUUUUCUUCUUCCCGCCCGACCCUCCUCCCCCUUCCACCCCAUCCACCCUCCAACAACGCAACAAACUCGUCUCAGACACCUACCGCUGGAUCUUCGACCCCAAAACGCCCACGCAUACACGCGUCCAGCCGCAUAAAGUGUUUGGUAUAAACGGCGAGUUCUCGCGUAUAGAUGAUAGAGUGUUGACCAAACAGUACAAUCACUUUUGGCAGUGUAAUAUCGAUCCCACCAAACCGUAUGACGGGGCGAAAUGUGGGCCGCCAGCUGGUGGGCUGUUUAAUGUACUGGGGCAUUAUGAGUGGGAUACUGGACGCAAAGAUAUGUACUGGGCGGGUCCGACGUGUACGUUUCAGGAGCCGGUGUUUGUGCCGAGGCGGUCUUCCUCUUCUUCAUUGGAAGGGGAAAACAGGGAGGGGGAGUUUGAAGAGGGAGACGGAUACAUCAUUGCGCUGUUGAAUCAUUUGGAUGUGCUGAGAAACGACAUUAUGAUUUUUGACGCGAGGAAUUUGGAACAGGGGCCGUUGGCUGUGGUGCAUUUGCCGGUUAAGUUGAGGUUGGGGUUGCAUGGGAAUUUUGUGGAGCAGAAGGAGAUUGAGGGGUGGAGGGAGAGGAGGGAACGGGGGGAAGUAGGAGCUGUGAGGGCGGCGGCGGAGUUGUUGCCGUGGCAGAAGAGGAUGAAGGAAACGGAGGGUUUGGGGAGUUUGGUGGAUGUGCCUGGGGAAGAGGGGGUGAAUGGGGCGAAUGAAGGGAGUUGA
Messenger RNA from Bipolaris sorokiniana ND90Pr, 1752 nucleotides. RefSeq lists its product as uncharacterized. Gene Ontology annotation, biological process: carotene catabolic process. The record is from RefSeq and is a predicted model, not a curated record. The transcript is spliced from 3 exons. Gene Ontology annotation, molecular function: carotenoid dioxygenase activity. Lineage: Eukaryota; Fungi; Ascomycota; Dothideomycetes; Pleosporales; Pleosporaceae. The coding region runs from base 1 to 1752 and encodes 583 amino acids.